UGAGGAUUCCUUCCUGUUCAAACUUCCUGAUUCACCGCUGCGGCUCCUCUGAAGAGUUUUCCCAGAUUCAUGAUGAAAUAAGUUUCAACAGAAGAAACCAACUGUAUUUCAUGGAACAAACUUUAAGACAGCCAACAGACACACUUCGGACUCUAUGAUUCGACCAAAAACAACGACAUUAAUUAAUCCACCGCCAAAUCCUGAAACAUGGAGGACCCAAACAUACAGCGUAAGAUGUCAACAGCAGGAGAAAGCCUGUACAAAGUCCUGGGCCUGGAGAAAGGAGCAUCUCCAGAAGAAAUAAAAAAGGCAUACAGGAAACUGGCAUUGAGGCAUCAUCCUGAUAAAAACCCAGACAACCCAGAAGCUGCUGAGAAAUUCAAAGUGAUCAACAACGCCAACUCCAUCCUCAGUGAUGAGAACAAACGGAAGAUCUACAACGAGUAUGGAUCCAUGGGGCUCUACAUGUCGGAGCAGUUUGGUAACGAUGACGCCAGAGUAUACGCCCUCAUGUCCAAGUGCUGGUUCAAGGCACUUCUUGUGUGCUGCAGUAUUUUCACCUGCUGCUGCUGUUUCUGCUGCUGCUGUUUCUGCUGUGGAGCGUGCGCAACGUCAAAAGAAGGACAAGAUUUCACUCAUAUGGACCCCGAGGACCUAGAGGCAGAGAUCAGAGAACAGGAUGCAGCAGGAGACGAUGUAAUAAUUAUUCAGCCAAGCGCUAGUGCCGCCACUGACAUAUCAGGUAAAGUUGUCACCUCUUCAAGUAAAGUCUUAGCUUACUGCUGCUCUGCGUUGCUUGACUUAUCUGUCACAACUUGAAGUGUUUCACCGUGGAGGAGUUCAUGUUUUGGCUUCUAACACCAGCGUGCACUGUGUGUUUUCCAAAUCACAUACUAACAUUUUACUUAGUUGCAUUAAUACCUUCCUACAAAUCCAGGAUGCAACUGAAAGCAAAUAUUGUACUUUUUACUGCAUUACAUGUGACUGACAGCUUUAGUUA
Molecule: messenger RNA, 1000 nt
Organism: Micropterus salmoides (largemouth bass)
Lineage: Eukaryota; Metazoa; Chordata; Actinopteri; Centrarchiformes; Centrarchidae
Product: dnaJ homolog subfamily C member 5-like
Exons: 5
Coding region: 208-819 (203 amino acids)
Source: RefSeq, a predicted model, not a curated record